Phyllotreta striolata is the source of this 261-nucleotide messenger RNA. The record is from the annotation of a GenBank genome assembly. Lineage: Eukaryota; Metazoa; Arthropoda; Insecta; Coleoptera; Chrysomelidae.
AUGCCGCAGGAUUGCUUGCGGACGGUGUGCUGCGUCCUGGGCGUCACCGUCGGCGUCCCGAUAGCGAUGGUCGCUGGUUUCUUGUAUAUAAUAGCCUUCUGCUGUACGGCGUGCAGCGAAUGCUGCGACUCGUUAGCUUGUAUGCUCCUUCAAGCGGCCCAAAUUCCGGGCAAGUCGAUGGUGUGCCUCAUGUCGUGCAUCCAAUCCCCGUGCCCUCCAGCGCAGUACUGCACCUGCCCUUCACCAUACUGUUGUAAAUAA